AAGUACAGUGACAACGAGAGAAUAACUAAAUGGAACACGCAUAUUAACAGCUUUAGAAAAAGAGCGGUUAUUAAAAUAUCUGCUCAGAAAAACAGAAUUGUUUCAAUCAGGUUUCAGAAUAACUUAGCCAAAACUUUUCAAAAAACUCCAAAUCUUGAAAAUGGAUAAGGUAAAUAAGGACGUUAUGAUAAUUUACUGUGAGCACUGAUAAGUAGUAAACUCCGAACUCUGAGUAUCCUCUGAUUUACACGACAGAACAGAAUUCCACUUAGGACGUCAAGGUUAAUGGACUUGACUAUUCCAAAGCAGUCCACCCUAGUUUCGACCAGAGCUGUGCAUCCAGUCUCUUCAGUGAAGUCAACCAGUGGUCACUCUUUAGGCCAACCUGUUACACCUUCUUCAUCUCGAACGUUUACGAGAAGCAACGACAAGAUGGUGCAUUUUUCACAGACUAUCGUUUCACCGAAGCAUCCAAGUGACGUUUCGUCUAGAGCGUAUGUUUCGCCAAAUAGAACUUCUUCACCUGCAUCGUCAGCGUUUCCACAUUUAACGACGUCAUCGAUAUUAACAGGCCACAACAGUCCAAUCUAUUUUAACUCUCGCUCUCAACGUGGAGAGACUCUAGCUCCAACACGUAAUUUUGCUACAGAAAUGACACCAUACAGUUUGCAACCUUAUGACUUUGUCCGACAUCUCCUAAUGUCCCAAAAUACAGUUUCGAAAAUACUAGGACGAUGUUACGAAACAGGAGCUUUGCGACAGGGUAUAGUGGGUGGAAGCAAACCAAAAGUGGCGACUCCCGAAGUUGUAGCGAAGAUUGAACAAUACAAGAGAGAAAAUCCAACAAUAUUUGCCUGGGAAAUAAGGGAGCGUCUUAUAUCAGAAGGUGUUUGCGUCAAUAACACAGCACCAAGUGUCAGUUCUAUUAAUCGAAUUCUAAGAAACAGAGCAGUUGAACGAGCUACAACUGAGUUUGCUAGAGCUGCAGGGUAUGGACUCUAUCAUCCUUACGCUACGAUGUAUCCUUGGGGUGCUGCAGCAGUAACAGGAGCUACUUCCUCUUCUCCGGUUUGGUCUGGAAGUUACCACUGUACAUCCUUACCAGUUAAGGUGGAGCCCGUCACUGCAACCUAUCUUAGUCUGGCUAGUAAUCAAUUAGCAUCAGAGACUGAUAAAGCAUCGCCUGGUGAAUUGAGAGAUCGACUCAACUUCCGUAGAAACAGGACUACGUUUAGUUCUGAACAACUAGAGCAAUUAGAAGCGGAAUUCGAGAAAACUCACUAUCCAUGCGUUAGCACUAGAGAACACCUUGCAGUUAAGACUAAUCUAUCUGAAGCCAGGGUCCAGCAGGUGUGGUUUUCUAACAGAAGAGCGAAGUGGAGACGACAUCAAAGGAUGACCAUGAAGAAUACAUUAAAUGAAACCGAGGUCUCGUCUCCAGAGCCCACUACCCCGGCUUCCAUCUCACCAGAACCUGCACUGCCUUCCAUUGAAGGUCCUAAGCCCAGUGAUAACGUGCCUUUGAUGGGUGGUGGAAACUCAGCUUUUUCUCCAGCUUCGUCGUCCUCUGAUCCGAUUCUUUUCACGACCUCUUUGCCAGAUGUGGAAUAAAUGUGCAUAUCUCUACAAUAAUUACCAUCAGGAAAAUAUGGUACUCAUAACACAACACACACACACACACUCUCUCUCAACCCCGUGUAUUUUGUAUGGGGUG
Molecule: messenger RNA, 1714 nt
Organism: Limulus polyphemus (Atlantic horseshoe crab)
Lineage: Eukaryota; Metazoa; Arthropoda; Merostomata; Xiphosura; Limulidae
Product: paired box protein Pax-6-like
Exons: 6
Coding region: 286-1611 (441 amino acids)
Biological process (GO): regulation of transcription by RNA polymerase II; anatomical structure development
Molecular function (GO): RNA polymerase II cis-regulatory region sequence-specific DNA binding; DNA-binding transcription factor activity, RNA polymerase II-specific
Source: RefSeq, a predicted model, not a curated record